AGCACCAGAGCUGGUGAGUGAUUCCUGCACAUGGAAAACUGAGAUUUGGGGGCUGUUUGUUCCAUUGUAGGAGCAGGAUGGAGAGGAUAGUGAGAGAAGGAAAAGGAGGAGGAAGGCAACCAAAAGGAAAAGAGAAGGGAAAAGCCAAGAGGAGGAAGAAGAAGGAUCUCUGUCCUGUGACAUCAAGCUGGAUGACACCCUGGAUCGUACCUUGGAGGAUGGAGCUAAGCAGCAUAACCUGACUGUGGUCAAUGUGAGGAACAUCCUCCAUGAGGUGAUCACCAAUGAGCACGUGGUGGCCAUGAUGAAAGCAGCAAUCAGUGAGACAGAAGAUAUUCCUUUGUUUGAGCCCAAAAUGACUCGUUCCAAACUGAAGGAGGUUGUGGAGAAAGGAGUGGUGAUUCCUACCUGGAAUAUCUCCCCAAUUAAGAAGGCAAAUGAGGUGAAGCCACCUCAGUUUGUGGACAUUCCUCUGGAGGAAGAUGAUUCAUCUGAUGAAGAAUACCAGCCUGAGGAUGAGGAUGAAGAUGAGACAGCAGAAGAGAGUUUGCUGGAAAGUGAUGUGGAGAGCACUGCUUCUUCCCCUCGUGGAGCCAAGAGGUCCAGGACAAGGAGGUCCUCUGAGGAGGAGGGAGGGACACACUGUGAGAUGGAGAAGGUCACUCCACCUGUUGUUCGACAUAUUAGCGCUGAAGUUGUUCCCAUGGGACCUCCUCCACCUCCUAAACCAAAGCAAACCAAAGACAGCACCUUCAUGGAGAAGCUGCAUGCAGUGGAUGAAGAGUUGGCCUCAAGUCCUGUCUGCAUGGACUCCUACCAGCCCCUGGAGGACAGUCUGAUUGCCUUCAGGACAAGGUCCAAGAGGCCCCUGAAGGAUGUGCCCCUGGGGCAGCUGGAGGCAGAGCUGCGAGCCCCAGACAUCACCCCUGACAUGUAUGACCCCAACACUGCGGAUGAUGAGGAGUGGAAGAGGUGGCUUGGGGGGCUGAUGAACGAUGAUGUGGAGAAUGAAGAUGAAGCAGAUGAUGAUGAUGAUCCUGAGUACAACUUCCUGGAAGAUCUGGAUGAACCUGACACAGAAGACUUCAGGAAUGAUCGAGCUGUGAGGAUCACCAAAAAGGAAGUGAAUGAACUGAUGGAGGAGCUGUUUGAGACAUUCCAGGAUGAAAUGGGUUUCUCCAACAUGGAAGAUGAAGGUCCAGAAGAUGAAGAUAAUGUCACAGAGUCUCGACCAAACUUCAAUACCCCCCAGGCACUUAGGUUUGAGGAACCUUUGGCUAAUUUGCUGAACGAGCAGCACCGAACAGUGAAAGAGCAACUGGAACAGCUGAGGAUGAAGAAGUCUUCAAUCAAACCACCACAGGAGGCUGAAAAAUUAAAGCCUCAGAAUGAGAAACCUCUCCAGAGUCUUGUCCUGGACAGUGCACAAAGAAAGAGGCUCCAGCAGCAAAUGCAGCAGCAUGUACAACUUCUGACACAAAUCCAUCUCCUUGCAAGUUUCAACCCUGCUUUAAGCUCUGAGGCCAGUACCACCAGGAUGUUUCUGAAUGAACUGGGGAACUUCGCCCGGAGCUCCACUCUGCUCCACCUGUCCCUCAACCCCAAGUUCCAGACCAUGUUCCAGCCCUGUAACCUUCAGGGAGCUCUGCAGCUCGUCGAGGACUUCCAUGCCCAGGUCCCAAUCGACUGGAGCCCUCGGAAAGCUGUGAAGAAGAGUGCCAGUGAAUUUUCCUGCUUGCCAAAGCAAGUGGCCUGGAUUUUGGCAACCAGAAGAGUCUUUAUGUAUCCAGAGUUACUGCCAAUAUGUUCCUUGAGACCAAACCCUCCCCGGGACAAGAUUGUCUUCACCAAGGCAGAGGACAAUUUGUUGGCUUUAGGUCUGAAGCAUUUUGAAGGGACAGAGUUUCCAAAGCCUUUGAUCAGCAAGUAUCUCCUGCCAACAAAAACUGCUCAUCAGCUGACAGUAAGGAUCAAGAACCUCAACAUGAACAGAGCUCCAGACAACAUCAUCAGGUACUACAAGAAGACCAAGCAGUUGCCUGUCCUGAUGAAGUGCUGUGAGGAAAUCCAACCCCACGAGUGGAAACCACCAGUGGAGAGAGAGGAACAUCGUCUGCCUUUCUGGCUGAAGGCAAGCUUGUCCUCCAUCCAGGCUGAGCUGAAGCAGCUGGCAGAAGAUGCCAAAGAGAUGUCAAGUUCACCUGAUGCAGAAUCUGCUCUUUUGGGACCAGGAAAGGAAACUUCAGAUAAAGACUAUGAUGAAAAAUACCCUCUGCUCAUGCCCAAGGGACUCGUCCUCACCCUAAAGCCUCUUGCCAACAGGUUCUCCAGGAAGGCCUGGAGGAGGCAGAGGUCUUCGACUCUGAAACCUGUCCUCAUCCGGCCUAGUCCUUGUGUGCAGCCCAACCCCAGUCCUGUUAACAUGCAGAAGGCUGUGAAGUUGGCCCAGCCAGAAGCUCCUCCCAGCAAGGUCCUGGUACAGGUUCCUCGGCCCAUCCAGCCAGCGCCGGUGGUGCCACCAGUUCCAGGGGUGCAGCCUCUGAGUGUGCCAGUGGUGGGAGGUGGGGAGGGUUUGGACUUGGAGAAUGUGCUCUCCACUGCACCUUCAGACUCCAGACAAGCUUUCCCAGCUGCUGUACCACCAGCUCUGGUGUCCUCAGAGCCUUUUCAGCCCAGGUUGCUGCUGCCAGCCCUGGCCGGAGCGAAGCCACGGAAACCUUGUGUGAGGAAAGGCUACCAGAGGAAAAAAGGGACCAAAUCUGUGCCCCUGAUAAAGCCUUCCCCUCUGAUCCAGCCAUCCCCUGUCAUCCUCACUGUCCCUGCCACCACAGUGAAGGUGGUGAACAUAGGCAAUGGCUGCAACAUGAUUCAACCCAUCAACACCACAGUGGCUAGAGGCACUCAGGCCAUUCCAGUGACAACCCUGCUGGUAAAUCCAUCCACCUUCCCAUGUCCACUGAAUCAGCCUCUGGUCACCUCCUCCAUCCCCUCACUGAUUGUCUCUCCUAACCCUGUUGGCCUCUCUGCAUCCUCUGUUGGUGACAGUGAGGAGCAACUGACCCUGGUUCCUGCUGGGAACAGCAGCUGUGCCUAUCCCAUGGCAGAAUCCAAGGCUGAGGCUCCAGAGCUGUUUGUUCCUUGCUCUGCUGUGUCCCCCGAGGAGGAUUGUGGCACAAAUCCUGCUCCUUCCCAUGAGGGCAGCCAGGAAAAGGGGACUAAGAGUGACUGCUGCAGCUGGGCAGUGGGAGAAGGAGAGGAGAACCCAUCAGAGCCAUUGCCCGUGGACCUCUUGCCUCACUUAAAAGAUCAGGAUGAGCCAGCAAAAAUUGAGUCUGAAGAUUCAAAUGAUGCUCUCAAGGAGGUCAGUCCAGGACAGAAGAGAGAUCUGUUAUGUGCUGAAGAGAAGGAGGAGUUCAUGCUGGGCCUUGGCCAGGAGCUGAACAUGGAGGCUGCGUGUUCCUGUGGGGAUGACCUGAAGAAGGAGCAUGUUCCCUGUGAGGAGAAGGGAGAGGAGGAGCAGAGGGCUCUGCAGUCCUCUCCCCCUGGGGAGCAGCAGGUGGAUGCAGGUGUGGUUGUUGGACAAGUGAGCAGUGAGUCUCCCAAGGCUCUUCCCUACCCAGCAGAUGUUGAGGCAGAAUUUAGCAGCCCCUUGGGAAGACCAGAGGAUUCAUCCAGCAUAGAUGGUCAGUCCGUGGGGACACCAGCUGGCCCUGAGGCUGGGGGAGAGAGGGAAGGGCAAGAAGAAGAGGAAGAAGAUGACUUUGAUGAUUUUACCCAAGAUGAGGAUGAGGAAAUGUCAUCGGCCUCAGAAGAAUCUAUUCUGUCAGUGCCAGAACUUCAGGAGACCAUGGAGAAACUCACUUGGCUUGCAACAGAGAGACGUUUGAGCCAAGAGGCAGACUCUGAAGAAGAGAAUUCCCAGGAAGAGAACUCUGAGCCUGAAGAAGAGGAGGAGGAGGAAGGGGAAGGAAUAGAGAGUUUACAGAAAGAUGAUGAAACCUGUGGAGAUACAUCAGAGGAGCCUAAAUCUGCCUUCACCUUGGCAAAGGCAACUUCUCCCCAGGUGGAAGCUCACAGAACUCCUGCAGGAGAGAACCUGAAAGCUCCUGGGAAGAGCAGGAGCUCCCACAGGACCAGGAAUAAGAGGGGUCGAGCUCGUGCCAGCAAGGACACCUCGAAGCUGCUGCUGCUGUAUGAUGAAGACAUCCUGGAGAGAGAUCCCCUGAGGGAGCAGAAGGAUUUGGCCUUUGCCCAAGCUUAUCUGACCAGGGUCCGUGAGACCCUGCAGCACAUUCCUGGGAAAUACGAAGACUUUCUCCGUGUCAUCUACGAGUUUGAGAUCAGCACAGACAAGAGAACAGCUGUGGAUCUCUACUCCACCCUGCAGAAGCUGCUGCACGACUGGCCACAGCUGCUCACAGACUUUGCUGCCUUCCUGUUACCUGAGCAAGCCUUGGAGUGUGGAUUGUUUGAGGAGCAGCAAGCCUUCGACAAGAGCCGCAAGUUCCUGCGGCAGCUGGAGAUCUGCUUCGCCGAGAACCCUGCUCACCACCAGAAGAUCAUCAAAGUCCUGCAGAGCUGUGCAGACUGUCUGCCCCAGGAGAUUGCAGAGCUGAAGACCCAGAUGUGGCAGCUGCUGAAGGGACACGACCACCUACAGGAUGAGUUCUCUGUGUUCUUUGAUCACCUGCGUCCCUCAGCCAGUCGCAUGGGUGACUUUGAGGAGAUCAACUGGACUGAAGAGAAGGAAUAUGAGUUUGAUGGGUUUGAAGAGGUGUCUUUGCCAGAUGUGGAGGAGGAGGAUGAGCCCCCCAAGAUGCAGCCAACCACGAGAAACAAGAAGAGGAAAGAGAUUGGAGGCCAACACAACGACAAGGUGGGCCUGGGGGAGUCUCACUGCUCCAUGGGAGGACUCUGA
Messenger RNA from Acanthisitta chloris (rifleman), 4918 nucleotides. It is a transcript of the gene GON4L, whose product is annotated as gon-4-like (C. elegans). The annotation marks the transcript as partial. Gene Ontology annotation, cellular component: nucleus. The transcript is spliced from 25 exons. Gene Ontology annotation, molecular function: transcription coregulator activity. The record is from RefSeq and is a predicted model, not a curated record. Lineage: Eukaryota; Metazoa; Chordata; Aves; Passeriformes; Acanthisittidae. Gene Ontology annotation, biological process: regulation of DNA-templated transcription.